CGCGAAGAACAUAACUCCUGCAACAAGUAAAACCAACGAAUUGGUUACCGAAGCAGCACAGAAAUCAGCAUUAUCUGGUAAUCGUUGUUAGCCAAUUACAGAAGAAGAGAACCCCCACCAACCUAAUAAGCAGAGAGGGAGAAGCCGGAAUCCGUCUCUUGCGCGCGUACUCAUUUCCGCCCCAUCUGUCCAAGUACACCUCGGACCUCCGUUCGCCGGACAAUGGCCGGUUCCGAGUCUCAAUACGCACCGGCGUCCACUCCAAAAGAGCCCCUCUUGAAGCGGCUUAAGGGCAUUUGGCGCUUCUCCAUGAUCGUCAACUUGGCUGUGGGAGCUUACAUCUUCGCUCAUGCUGGCAAGAAAAACGGGGGGAAACAUGUGGAGAAUGUCGAGAAAGCAAAGCCCGAGUCUUUGCUGGAAGAAUACUCUGAUCCUUACGACUCCAUAGUCGAGAAAUUAACUCCUCUCCAUAGGGAGCCAAUAUCUGAAGAUCAGCAGCGUGAGCUCUUCAAGUGGAUGUUGGAAGAGAAGCGGCAAAUGAAGCCUAGCGAUCGUGGAGAGAAGAAAAGGGUUGAUGAAGAGAAGGCCAUUCUCAAAAAAUUUAUCGGCGCCAAGACAAUUCCGAGGAUUUAAUUCAGAAGUGUCUGUUCUGACUUUCAACAGGAUGCCACUUUUACUACGAGGCAUUGAUUUGUUGAACACGAAUCAUUCUAACUCGAUUUCAAUCCAGCCAUGUGUCUUUUAAACUUCAUUGCCCAACUGCCACACAUGAACGUAUUGAUUGAAGUUCCAUUGGUUGUUGUAAAUUCUCUGUCGUGUUCAUGUUUAUCUACCAUGUGGAAAGUGGGAAUAUACCUGUUUGGCGAGUAUGAACUUUUACCAUUGCAGUGUCAUAUCCAGAGCUCAAGUUGGUGGCAGUAUCUCUCUUGUCCACCAUUAAGAAGCUGGGGUAGUUUCCUCUAAGGAGAUUGGGGAGUUUUGAGCUGAUGGAGGGAAUUUUUCAUAGAUGGGACAUUUUCUCAAACAGUUGGAAGGCACGAACGAACGUGGUCACUAGAACAUAUGGAUAAGCCAAAAACGGACCACAAAUUCCAGAGAGCUAAAGGGAAUUGCCUAACGGUUGAAAUCAAAUAAUGGAGGCAGAAGAAGUGAGACAAAACCAAAAGAUUUGGGCUUUGGUUUUCCCUUUCUGAAAGGUUAACUAACUUGAAGCACAGCCACACCCUCAAAAUGUUCCAUCCAGUGCAGUGGUUGGUUCGAAUCUUUUUCCAGAAUCGAUUCCCAUCGCUUCUGAAUUCUUCUGCACAAGCACAGGGCUAGAGUUCGAAGGUCUCCAAAAUAAUGCCAGGAUCCAUCCAAGUUUCAGUUCUAGAGUUCAUAGAUCUGCAAUCCUUGAUUCCUUCCAAUCAAAUAUACGUCAAAGUUUCCCUGGGGAAAAGGGAAUACCGAACUUUGAACAAAGGCGACUUCUCUUUCCCAUUGACAACUCUCCGGGAAAAUGUCAUUGUCACACUUCAGGACUCUGAUGGAAAUGAAAUCUCCCAUACAGAAGGCGUGGAGACGAGGUUGCUGAUUCAGAAAGGGACCUGGGAUGACAUGUUCCCUCUAGAUGGUGGUGGGCAUAUCCACUUGAAGCUUCGGUUUGUCCUCACCGAAGAAGAUCGUGAAAGAAUCAGAGUCAUGAGAGAAACUGCAUUGAGAAAGAAACAUGAUGAACUUGUUAGCAGCGGAAGCAGAAGUGUGGUGAAGAAUGAAACAGACAGAUGCAAGGACACUGCUUCAUCCGCCCAUGUAAAGGAAGUGAAAAAGGAGAGAUCGGUAGUCUUCUCAACUGAAGGAUCCAUUGGAACAACCAUUUCAACGAGGCAAAAUCCUACGAAGAAAGUUCAUGGUAGUGUGAAGAACAUGAUUAGUGCCUUUGAAAGUAGUGUGCAUCAGGAUAUGAGGACUAAAGUAAGACAACAAAUGACAAAAUCACAGUCAGUCAACAACUUAGUUGUUGUUCCUUCCUCUGAAUCCAAGUUGCAGAAGGUUAGAUCAACAGAGUCACUUUCAGAAAAGCUUGGCAGUACUUUAAGUCAGCACAAUGGAGCUGGUGAGAUACACAUGAUGGAAGAGAAAACAGUUUCUGAAGAUUUGGCAAAAAGAACAAGUACAAGUUAUUUGUUGAAUCAGGACACGAGUAGUAAAACACAGAAGGUUCGGUCAAUUGCUAAUGAGAUCCUUGUCAAUGAAGAGAAGAAAGAUUCUGAAGAUUUGGUUAGAUGGGAAACUGCAUGUGAGAGGGCUUCUUUCUCAGGGGCCAUCCAUGAUCACCACAGUGACUCAUCAUUAGCUAUGAAAAAGCAUUCCGGUUCACUGGAAACUUUGUGUGAUGAAGUUUUGGGAGAUGAUCGUCGUUCCACUGAAUGUUCCGGUGCAUGGAUAUUUCCUGAUCAAGGUAGACGCUUGUGUGUUUCAACUGCUGGCAAACAGGUGCUGAAUGUAAUUGGUGGUUUCUGGUCUGAACUCGAAAGCACAUUAUGUCCAGGAAACAUUAUCAGUCCUGUAGUGCAUUUUGUUCACGGUGACACUGGAAUUCCUCCCAAAGAGAAUGGAGAUCUCGGGAGAGAAUCAACUACCAAGGAAGGUUCAAGAGAUGCCGAAACUCCAAGAGGACCCCUUAGACAGGUGAUGAGAGUUGCAAUCAUGGUUGGGUUCACAGCACUUGUUGUGUUUACUAGACAGAGAAAGCCAGAUAGAUGAGAUGCAGCAAAUGCUGGUGAUAGGAAGGCCAUGGAGCGGAGACAUCCUUGACUAUUUUUGGUUUAUUGAUGCUUAGAACUUAACAGUCGUUUGUAUUUUGCCACAGAUAUGUAACAUCUUCAAGUUCAUGGUACUCUUGUUGAAAAAAUACUUUACAACUAUUCUCCCUGGGCACGUUAUGGAGGAAAACACGAAUAAAAUUCU
Molecule: messenger RNA, 2949 nt
Organism: Linum tenue
Lineage: Eukaryota; Viridiplantae; Streptophyta; Magnoliopsida; Malpighiales; Linaceae
Source: the annotation of a GenBank genome assembly